UUUUUAUUUGAUAGUACAAGAUUAGAUCCUGCCUCUAUACUUCCUUGUUCGCACAACCAGCUUGUCGACACGUGAGAGCUCGCCCAUUUAAAGUUUCGCUUUUGGUUUUUAUCAAAUAGUAUACCAAUAAACUAUUAAAUUGACAAAGAUACAUGUGAUGAAAAGGUAAAUGGCCAUAUAUAAAUGGUCUAUAUUUAAGCUCAAUUUCACUUCAAGAUACACAUACUGAAGUUGUGUUUCGCAAUAAUGGUUGUGAGGGAACUGACAUUUGUUGUCUGUUUUUGGACUGUCUGUACUGCUGGGCAUGAAUUCUUCUCAUCAACAGAUCAAAUUGCACAGCUUGUUGAGAAGAAAAAAGACCUACUGAUGAGCUUCAGUCAGUAUAUUGAUGCUGAAGAAAAGAAUGUAGAGGCGAUGAAGAGUGUUUAUCUGGAUCUUCUUCUUUCAUACUCCAACUCUGUGGACCCUGAGGAAAUCACAAGAGACCCUGUGGCAGCUUACAAACUCCUCAGACAACUGAGAAAUGAAUUAAUACAUAUCAUAAAACACAUUCAACCAAGUUUUCAUCAAUGCAACGAGUAUCAGGAUGAGUUGGAGCUCCUAGAGAUCCCACAGCUGAAGGACUUGGAUGGUGCUGCUUCAGGGCUGAUCAGACUGCAAGAGAUCUACAAACUCUAUCCAGAAGACAUAAUGAAAGAAAUGUUGUUAAGUGCAGACGAAGCUUUCCAUGUGGGGUUGGUUGCUUAUAACGAAGACAAAUUCCAGCAUGCAUUUCUCUGGUUUUGGUACAGUCUGGACAAGUUAACAGAAUAUUCAACCACUACUGAGAAAGAGUUGUUACUUUAUGUUAUUUCCUCAGCAUAUCAUUUCGGCAGCCUACCUGUGGCAAUCUACUUCAACAAACAGCUUUUAAAUCUCGAUCCAACUGAUUAUGAAAUCAGAGAUCAGCUGAACAGACUCCUUCGCUUCCAGAGAAAAUCGAACCCUGACAUAUUCACACUGAACAAAGAGUCAAGAAGCUAUGAGAAAUUGUGCAGAGGAGAGCUUGACAAGAGGACCUCCAAGAGGCAGAGGGCGCUGUCCUGUAGGUACAGCACAGGUGGAGGAAACCCCAGACUGAUGUAUCCACCAGUGAAAGAGGAAGUGGAAUGGGACGAGCCUCCAAUCAUCAGAUAUCAUGACAUUAUUUCAGACAGAGAGAUAGAGAUCCUGAAGAACAUCUCUAGACCUCUGCUUUCUAGAUCGGAGGUUUAUCAAGAUGGAUGGGAUACAGCCUCACAAGACCAUGUUUCUCAAAGGGUUUUUCUACAAGAUGACCCUGUGGCUACUCGUGUCAGUCAGAGGAUUGCAGACGCUACUGGACUCUCCAUGGAAACAGCUGAAUCACUGCUUGUUCAAAAUUAUGGGAUUGGUGGCAGAUUUGAACCACAUUAUGAUGCACUGGAGACAGGAGUGAAUGACAGGAUUGCUACAUUCCUAAUUUAUAUGAGUGAUGUGGAGAUAGGGGGGGCCACCGUCUUCCCUGACAUCGGAGUUGCAACGCGGCCAAAAAAGGGAUCAGCUGUGUUUUGGUACAACCUCCACAAGAAUGGUGAGCUGGAUUUGAAUACACGCCAUGCUGGAUGCCCUGUGUUAGUGGGUAACAAAUGGGUGGCUAACAAAUGGAUCCAUGAGUUUGGACAGGAAUUCAAGAGGCCCUGUUCUUUGUCAGAAUGGGAGUGAAAGACUCUACAUGAUAUUUGCAUCUAUAUUAUGUAAAUAUACAGUACCACAGACAAAUCAUGUGAAUGUUUUACUCUAUAUGUUAUGUUUAUUAUGUAUCAUAAAAGUUGAUCUGUCGUAUAUAUUUAUCAUAUAUUUGUCAAAGCCCUUCAGAUGAGCUAAUGUCUAUGGAUCUCUGAUCACAAAUAGAUCAUGGAUCUCUAGCCCAUAUGACAUCUCCGCCUUAACCAUAGCUCAAUAACUCGAACAUACAUUGUAGCUAGAUAUGUGCUUUUGUGUCUGCCAUACAAGUUCAUUACAAGUAGGGUUAGGUGUAGUUUUGAAAUGCUUUACAAUUAAUAUUUACAGUACGUUUUCAUCACAUCUUGCAUGCAAAACAAAUAUAAAAUCAAAAUUGAGUUACUCUGAUUUUCUGUUUGUAACUCUUGUUGUAUAUGAAGUUUGGGCAUUGAUGGCAAAUUAGUUUUAGGGCUGUGAUUUUAUUUCAUAGAUUUUAUUUGAUACAUUUUCCCUUGUGAAAAGUGGCCUGUUAACAGUGCAACUCUACCUGAACUUUCAGUUCAUGAGUCUUAAGAGACAUGAAUAUUGAGUCAUUUUCCAGGUUCAACAUUAUGGGAUUAUACACUUUAUUGCAUUUGCUGUAUAAUUUGUUUCAGUAAAUUAUUAUUAUAAAGUAGCACAAUUAAUAAUUGUAAUAAUAAAUAAAUUAGCAUAAAAUAAAGUUACAUAAAAAUAUUUCAUCAAGGAUUUUUACAUUACAGUAUUCUACAGUACGUUAUACUCAGUUGAAAUAAAAUGACUUCACAGGACCUAUAACAUAUUAAAGUCAUAUGAAUUAUUAUUUUAGCUUAUGCUGUGUACAAGAUCUGCAGGGUGUGUGUAUAAAUAUAGUUAAGUCAUGAAACACACACUCAAAUUGCUAUACGGCUCAAGCUGAUUGGCCUCUGUUGAUUCUGUAGCAAAUAAGCUGACUUUCUCAACAUUUAAACAGUCAAACCUAGAAAAUUUGCAAUCAUCCAGAUCCAAAUGUAUUUACUCCCAACAAAAUGUAAAAUAUGUAAGGAAAACCAUCUUUAUUUAACAAUGUGUUAUCAGACACACUUUACAUUUCUAGACACAAUUAAAAUGUUUUACAUGAAGUUCUUUUUAAAUAAUUCAUACACGUUGUCUUGUCUCUUUUAGUUAAUAAUCUCAAAUUAUAAAGUGCUUUGUUAUCAACCUGCCAGUAAGGAUCCAUAAACUUACAACAAAAAAGUGAUAAUAAUGGCUUGCUUAGUUGGGGUCACUUCAUCUACAGCGAUAUCAUUGACUUGAUUGCAAAUUAAAACAGACACUAUUUCAACUGAACA
Messenger RNA from Carassius auratus (goldfish), 3071 nucleotides. Its product is annotated as prolyl 4-hydroxylase subunit alpha-1-like. The record is from RefSeq and is a predicted model, not a curated record. Gene Ontology annotation, biological process: peptidyl-proline hydroxylation to 4-hydroxy-L-proline. Gene Ontology annotation, molecular function: iron ion binding; L-ascorbic acid binding; procollagen-proline 4-dioxygenase activity. Bases 247 to 1722 code for a protein of 491 amino acids. The transcript is spliced from 13 exons. Gene Ontology annotation, cellular component: endoplasmic reticulum. Lineage: Eukaryota; Metazoa; Chordata; Actinopteri; Cypriniformes; Cyprinidae.